Messenger RNA from Mandrillus leucophaeus (drill), 15364 nucleotides. It is a transcript of the gene HERC2, whose product is annotated as HECT and RLD domain containing E3 ubiquitin protein ligase 2. The coding region runs from base 375 to 14642 and encodes 4755 amino acids. Gene Ontology annotation, cellular component: membrane; cytoplasm. Gene Ontology annotation, biological process: protein ubiquitination. NCBI's taxonomy places the organism in Eukaryota, Metazoa, Chordata, Mammalia, Primates, Cercopithecidae. Gene Ontology annotation, molecular function: zinc ion binding; ubiquitin protein ligase activity. The record is from RefSeq and is a predicted model, not a curated record. The transcript is spliced from 93 exons.
AUGGGCCUCCUGUCGGGUGUGUGUGCCUUUUGGAUUUGAGGGCAGGGGGAUGACAUUGUGACUUGGCCUCCUCUGACCGUCCAUUCUCAAGGUCUCGCCAGCGUAGUGCAGAAACUCGGCACACCCUGCCUACCUUGGAAGGAGGCUUUCCCUUCCCCACCUCCCUCCCCUCCAUCUCUUCCCUCUUUCCCUCUCUCCCCUUCACUCUCCUCCCCCAGCUCUUCUCUUCCCCCUUUAUGUUUUCUCUCUCUCUCUCUCUUUUUUUUUCUGCGUUAAACCUUUCGGGAGUGUCUUUGUAAACUAUUAAAAAGCGUUAGGUCUUCAACAUGUAUGUUUACUUGCAGGCCUGAGAACUGGAGGAAACUGGAGAAAAGAUGCCCUCUGACUCUUUCUGUUUGGCUGCCCAGGCUCGCCUUGACUCCAAAUGGUUGAAAACAGAUAUACAGCUUGCAUUCACAAGAGAUGGGCUCUGUGGUCUGUGGAACGAAAUGGUUAAAGAUGGAGAAAUUGUAUACACUGGAACAGAAUCAACCCAGAACGGAGAGCUUCCUCCUAGAAAAGAUGAUAGUGUCGAACCGGGUGGAACAAAGAAAGAAGAUAUGAAUGACAAAGAGAAAAAGGAUGAAGAAGAAACUCCUGCACCCGUAUAUAGGGCCAAGUCAAUCCUGGAAAGCUGGGUAUGGGGCAAGCAACCAGAUGUGAAUGAACUGAAGGAGUGUCUUUCUGUGCUGGUUAAAGAGCAGCAGGCCCUGGCCGUGCAGUCAGCCACCACCACCCUCUCAGCCCUGAGACUCAAGCAGAGGCUGCUGAUCUUGGAGCGCUAUUUCAUUGCCUUGAAUAGAACCGUUUUUCAGGAGAAUGUCAAAGUUAAGUGGAAAAGCAGCAGCAUUUCUCUGCCUCCUGUGGACAAAAAAAGUUCCCGGCCUGCGGGCAAAGGCGUGGAGGGGCUCGCCAGAGUGGGAUCCCGAGCGGCGCUGUCUUUCGCCUUCGCCUUCCUGCGCAGGGCCUGGCGAUCAGGCGAGGAUGCGGACCUCUGCAGUGAGCUGUUGCAGGAGUCCCUGGAUGCCCUGCGAGCACUUCCCGAGGCCUCGCUCUUCGACGAGAGCACCGUGUCCUCUGUGUGGCUGGAGGUGGUGGAGAGAGCGACCAGGUUCCUCAGGUCUGUCGUGACCGGGGAUGUUCAGGGAACGCCAGGCACCAAAGGGCCAGGAAGCAUCCCCCUGCAGGACCAGCACUUGGCCCUGGCCAUCCUGCUGGAGCUGGCUGUGCAGAGAGGCACGCUGAGCCAAAUGUUGUCUGCCAUCCUGUUGUUGCUUCAGCUGUGGGACAGCGGGGCACAGGAGACUGACAAUGAGCGUUCCGCCCAGGGCACCAGUGCCCCGCUUUUGCCCUUGCUGCAGAGGUUCCAGAGCAUCAUUUGCAGUAAGGAUACACCCCACUCCGAGGGCGACAUGCAUCUUUUGUCUGGUCCCCUGAGCCCCAACGAGAGUUUCCUGAGGUACCUCACUCUUCCACAAGACAACGAGCUUGCCAUUGACCUGCGACAGACGGCGGUUGUCGUCAUGGCCCACUUAGACCGUCUGGCUACGCCCUGUAUGCCUCCGCUGUGCAGCUCUCCGACGUCUCAUAAAGGAUCAUUGCAAGAGGUCAUAGGUUGGGGGUUAAUAGGAUGGAAAUACUAUGCCAAUGUGAUUGGUCCGAUCCAGUGCGAAGGCCUGGCCAACCUGGGAGUCACACAGAUUGCCUGUGCAGAGAAGCGCUUCCUGAUUCUGUCACGCAAUGGCCGUGUGUACACACAGGCCUACAAUAGUGACACACUGGCCCCACAGCUGGUCCAAGGCCUUGCGUCCAGAAACAUUGUAAAAAUUGCUGCGCAUUCUGAUGGUCACCACUACCUGGCCUUGGCUGCCACUGGAGAGGUGUACUCCUGGGGCUGUGGGGACGGCGGACGGCUGGGCCAUGGGGACACUGUGCCUCUGGAGGAGCCUAAGGUGAUCUCCGCCUUCUCUGGAAAGCAGGCCGGGAAGCACGUGGUGCACAUCGCUUGCGGGAGCACUUACAGCGCAGCCAUCACAGCCGAGGGGGAGCUGUACACUUGGGGCCGCGGGAACUACGGCCGGCUGGGCCACGGCUCCAGUGAGGACGAGGCUAUUCCGAUGCUGGUAGCUGGGCUUAAAGGACUGAAGGUCAUCGAUGUGGCGUGUGGGAGUGGGGACGCUCAAACCCUGGCUGUCACUGAGAACGGGCAAGUGUGGUCUUGGGGAGAUGGUGAUUAUGGGAAAUUGGGCAGAGGUGGUAGUGAUGGCUGCAAAACCCCAAAGCUGAUUGAAAAGCUUCAAGACUUGGAUGUGGUCAAAGUCCGCUGUGGAAGUCAGUUUUCCAUUGCUUUGACGAAAGAUGGCCAAGUUUAUUCAUGGGGAAAAGGUGACAACCAGAGACUUGGACACGGAACAGAGGAACAUGUUCGUUAUCCAAAACUCUUAGAAGGCUUGCAAGGGAAGAAGGUGAUUGAUGUGGCUGCCGGCUCCACCCACUGCCUGGCUCUGACUGAGGACAGCGAGGUCCACAGCUGGGGGAGCAACGACCAGUGCCAGCACUUUGACACCUUGCGCGUGACCAAGCCAGAACCUGCAGCAUUGCCGGGACUGGACACCAAACACAUAGUGGGAAUUGCCUGUGGGCCUGCCCAGAGCUUUGCCUGGUCAUCGUGUUCUGAGUGGUCCAUUGGCCUCCGUGUCCCUUUUGUGGUGGACAUUUGCUCAAUGACUUUUGAGCAGCUGGAUCUCCUGCUGCGGCAGGUGAGUGAGGGGAUGGACGGCUCCGCGGACUGGCCCCCGCCCCAGGAGAAAGAGUGCGUGGCCGUGGCAACGCUGAAUCUUCUACGACUUCAGUUGCAUGCUGCCAUUAGUCACCAGGUUGACCCGGAAUUCCUUGGUUUAGGUCUGGGCAGCGUCCUCCUGAACAGCCUGAAGCAGACGGUGGUGACCCUGGCCAGCAGCGCGGGCGUGCUGAUACAGGAUAUUGAAGCCAAAAAAGAAGCACAGAAGGAAAAAGAAAUUGAUGAACAGGAAGCGAAUGCCUCAACGUUUCACAGAAGCAGGACNNAUCUACACAAGGAUCUCAAAAAUUUGUUUGAUUCUAGACCUGUUUCUUGUGUUACAGUGGGGUUAUCCAGGCAGGUUAUCAGAAACAUUGCUUCUCAGACUGUGGCCAGAUUGAAGGAUGUUGCCCGUCGUAUUUCAUCAUGUCUGGACUUUGAGCAACACAGUCGUGAAAGAUCUGCUUCACUGGAUUUGUUGCUGCGUUUUCAACGUUUGCUUAUUAGUAAACUUUAUCCAGGAGAAAGUAUUGGUCAGACCUCAGAUAUUUCUAGUCCAGAGCUAAUGGGCGUUGGUUCCUUGCUGAAGAAGUACACAGCCCUUCUGUGCACGCACAUUGGAGAUAUACUGCCUGUGGCAGCCAGCGUUGCUUCUACCAGCUGGCGGCACUUCGCAGAGGUGGCUUGCAUUGUGGAAGGGGACUUUACAGGUGUUCUCCUUCCAGAACUAGUAGUUUCUAUAGUGCUUCUGCUCAGUAAAAAUGCUGGUCUCAUGCAAGAGGCUGGAGCUGUACCUCUGCUGGGUGGCCUGUUGGAACAUCUGGAUCGGUUCAACCACCUGGCUCCAGGAAAGGAACGGGAUGAUCAUGAAGAGUUAGCCUGGCCUGGCAUAAUGGAGUCAUUUUUUACAGGUCAGAACUGUAGAAAUAAUGAAGAAGUGACGCUUAUACGCAAAGCUGAUUUGGAGAACCAUAAUAAAGAUGGAGGCUUCUGGACUGUGAUUGACGGGAAAGUGUAUGAUAUAAAGGACUUCCAGACGCAGUCGUUAACAGGAAAUAGUAUUCUUGCUCAGUUUGCAGGGGAAGACCCAGUGGUAGCUUUGGAAGCUGCUUUGCAGUUUGAAGACACUCGGGAAUCUAUGCAUGCGUUUUGUGUUGGCCAGUAUCUGGAGCCUGACCAAGAAGUUGUCACCAUACCAGAUCUGGGAAGUCUCUCUUCACCUCUGAUAGACACAGAGAGGAAUCUGGGCCUGCUUCUUGGAUUACACGCCUCCUAUUUAGCAAUGAGCACACCGCUGUCUCCUGUUGAGAUUGAAUGUGCCAAGUGGCUUCAGUCAUCCAUCUUCUCUGGAGGCCUGCAGACUAGCCAGAUCCACUACAGCUACAACGAGGAGAAAGAUGAGGACCACUGCAGCUCCCCAGGGGGCACACCUGCCAGCAAAUCUCGACUCUGCUCCCACAGACGGGCCCUGGGGGACCAUUCCCAGGCAUUUCUGCAAGCCAUUGCAGACAAUAACAUUCAGGAUCACAACGUGAAGGACUUUUUGUGUCAAAUAGAAAGGUACUGUAGGCAGUGCCAUCUGACCACACCGAUCACGUUUCCUCCGGAGCAUCCCGUGGAAGAGGUCGGUCGCUUGCUGUUAUGUUGCCUCUUAAAACAUGAAGAUUUAGGUCAUGUGGCAUUAUCUUUAGUUCAUGCAGGUGCACUUGGUAUUGAGCAAGUAAAGCACAGAACGUUGCCUAAGUCAGUGGUGGAUGUUUGUAGAGUUGUCUACCAAGCAAAAUGUUCGCUCAUUAAGACUCAUCAAGAACAGGGCCGUUCUUACAAGGAGGUCUGCGCUCCUGUCAUUGAACGUUUGAGAUUCCUCUUUAAUGAAUUGAGACCUGCUGUUUGUAAUGACCUCUCUAUAAUGUCUAAGUUUAAAUUGUUAAGUUCUUUGCCCCGUUGGAGGAGGAUAGCUCAGAAGAUAAUUCGAGAACGAAGGAAAAAGAGAGUUCCUAAGAAGCCAGAAUCUACGGAUGAUGAAGAAAAAAUUGGAAAUGAAGAGAGUGAUUUAGAAGAAGCUUGCAUUUUGCCUCAUAGUCCAAUAAAUGUGGACAAGAGACCCAUUGCAAUUAAAUCACCCAAGGACAAAUGGCAGCCGCUGUUGAGUACUGUUACAGGUGUUCACAAAUACAAGUGGUUGAAGCAGAAUGUUCAGGGUCUUUAUCCGCAGUCUCCACUCCUCAGUACAAUUGCUGAAUUUGCCCUUAAAGAAGAGCCAGUGGAUGUGGAAAAAAUGAGAAAGUGCCUACUAAAACAGUUGGAGAGAGCAGAGGUUCGCCUGGAAGGGAUAGAUACAAUUUUAAAACUGGCAAGCAAGAAUUUCUUACUUCCAUCUGUGCAGUACGCGAUGUUUUGUGGAUGGCAAAGACUUAUUCCUGAGGGAAUCGAUAUAGGGGAACCUCUUACUGAUUGUUUAAAGGAUGUUGAUUUGAUCCCCCCUUUUAAUCGGAUGCUGCUGGAAGUCACCUUUGGCAAGCUGUAUGCUUGGGCUGUUCAGAACAUUCGAAAUGUUUUGAUGGAUGCCAAUGCCAAAUUUAAAGAGCUUGGUAUCCAGCCGGUUCCCCUGCAAACCAUUACCAAUGAGAACCCGUCAGGACCGAGCCUGGGGACCAUCCCACAAGCCCGCUUCCUCCUGGUGAUGCUCAGCAUGCUCACCCUGCAGCACGGUGCAAACAACCUCGACCUCCUGCUCAAUUCCGGCACGCUGGCCCUCACGCAGACGGCGCUGCGCCUGAUUGGCCCCAGUUGUGACAACGUUGAGGAAGAUAUGAAUGCUUCUGCUCAAGGUGCUUCUGCCACAGUUUUGGAAGAAACGAGGAAGGAAACGGCUCCUGUGCAGCUCCCCGUUUCAGGGCCAGAGCUGGCUGCCAUGAUGAAGAUUGGAACGAGGGUCAUGAGAGGUGUGGACUGGAAAUGGGGCGAUCAGGAUGGGCCUCCUCCAGGCCUAGGCCGAGUGAUUGGUGAGCUGGGAGAGGACGGGUGGAUAAGAGUCCAGUGGGACACGGGCAGCACCAACUCCUACAGGAUGGGGAAAGAAGGAAAAUAUGACCUCAAGCUGGCAGAGCUGCCGGCCGCUGCACAGCCCUCAGCAGAGGACUCGGACACAGAGGACGACUCUGAAGCCGAACAAACUGAAAGGAACAUUCACCCCACUGCGAUGAUGUUUACCAGCACUAUUAACUUACUGCAGACUCUUUGUCUGUCUGCCGGAGUUCAUGCCGAGAUCAUGCAGAGCGAAGCCACCAAGACUUUGUGCGGACUGCUGCGAAUGUUAGUGGAAAGCGGAACGACGGACAAGACAUCUUCUCCAAACAGGCUGGUGUGCAGGGAGCAGCACCGGAGCUGGUGCACGCUGGGGUUUGUGCGGAGCAUCGCUCUCACGCCGCAAGUGUGCGGCGCCCUCAGCUCCCCGCAGUGGAUCACGCUGCUCAUGAAGGUCGUGGAAGGGCAUGCACCCUUCACUGCCGCCUCGCUGCAGAGGCAGAUCUUAGCUGUGCAUUUAUUGCAAGCAGUCCUUCCGUCAUGGGACAAGACCGAAAGGGCGAGGGACAUGAAGUGCCUUGUGGAGAAGCUGUUUGGCUUCUUGGGGAGCUUGCUCACUACCUGCUCUUCCGACGUGCCGUUACUCAGAGAGUCCACGCCCAGGCGGCGCAGGGCGCGCCCGCAGGCCUCGCUGACCGCCACGCACAGCAGCACACUGGCGGAGGAGGUGGUGGCGCUGCUGCGCACGCUGCACUCGCUGACUCAGUGGAACGGGCUCAUCAACAAGUACAUCAACUCCCAGCUCCGCUGCGUCACCCACAGCUUUGCAGGAAGGCCUUCCGAAGGGGCCCAGCUAGAGGACUACUUCCCCGACUCCGAGAACCCUGAAGUGGGGGGCCUCAUGGCGGUCCUGGCUGUGAUUGGAGGCAUCGAUGGUCGCCUGCGCCUGGGCGGCCAAGUUGUGCACGAUGAGUUUGGAGAAGGCACCGUGACUCGCAUCACCCCGAAGGGCAGAAUCACCGUGCAGUUCUCCGACAUGCGGACGUGUCGCGUGUGCCCACUGAGUCAGCUGAAACCACUCCCUGCUGUGGCCUUUAAUGUAAACAACCUGCCCUUCACAGAGCCCAUGCUGUCUGUCUGGGCUCAGUUGGUGAACCUCGCUGGAAGCAAGUUAGAAAAGCACAAAAUAAAGAAAUCUACUAAACAGGCCUUUACAGGACAAGUGGACCUGGACCUGCUGCGGUGCCAGCAGUUGAAGCUAUACAUCCUGAAAGCAGGUCGGGCGCUGCUCUCCCACCAGGAUAAACUGCGGCAGAUCCUGUCUCAGCCAGCUGUUCAGGAAACUGGAACUGUUCAUGCAGAUGAUGGAGCAGUGGCAUCACCUGACCUUGGGGACAUGUCUCCUGAAGGGCCACAGCCCCCCAUGAUCCUCUUGCAGCAGCUGCUGGCCUCGGCCACCCAGCCGUCUCCUGUGAAGGCCAUAUUUGAUAAACAGGAACUUGAGGCUGCUGCACUGGCCGUGUGCCAGUGCUUGGCUGUGGAGUCCACUCACCCUUCGAGCCCAGGAUUUGAAGACUGCAGCUCCAGUGAGGCCACCACGCCUGUCGCCGUGCAGCACAUCCGCCCGGCCAGAGUGAAGAGGCGCAAGCAGUCUCCCGUUCCCGCCCUGCCCAUUGUGGUGCAGCUCAUGGAGAUGGGAUUUCCCAGAAGGAACAUCGAGUUUGCGCUGAAGUCUCUCACCGGUGCUUCCGGGAAUGCAUCUGGCUUGCCUGGUGUGGAAGCCUUGGUCGGGUGGCUGCUGGACCACUCCGACGUCCAGGUCACGGAGCUCUCGGAUGCAGACACAGUGUCCGACGAGUAUUCUGAUGAGGAGGUGGUGGAGGACAUGGACGAUGCUGCCUACUCCAUGUCUACUGGUGCUGUUGUGACGGAGAGCCAGACCUACAAAAAACGAGCUGAUUUCUUGAGUAAUGAUGAUUAUGCUGUAUAUGUGAGAGAGAAUAUUCAGGUGGGAAUGAUGGUUAGAUGCUGCCGAGCGUAUGAAGAAGUAUGUGAAGGCGAUGUUGGCAAAGUCAUCAAGCUGGACAGAGAUGGAUUGCAUGAUCUCAAUGUGCAGUGUGACUGGCAGCAGAAAGGGGGUACUUACUGGGUUAGGUACAUUCAUGUGGAACUUAUAGGCUAUCCUCCACCAAGUUCUUCUUCUCACAUCAAGAUUGGCGAUAAAGUGCGGGUCAAAGCCUCUGUGGCCACACCGAAAUACAAGUGGGGAUCUGUGACUCACCAGAGUGUGGGCGUUGUGAAAGCUUUCAGUGCCAAUGGAAAAGAUAUCAUUGUCGACUUUCCCCAGCAGUCUCACUGGACUGGGUUGCUGUCAGAAAUGGAGUUGGUCCCCAGUAUUCAUCCUGGGGUUACGUGUGAUGGAUGUCAGAUGUUUCCUAUCAAUGGAUCCAGAUUCAAAUGCAGAAACUGUGAUGACUUUGAUUUUUGUGAAACGUGUUUCAAGACCAAAAAACACAAUACCAGGCACACAUUUGGCAGAAUAAAUGAACCAGGUCAGUCUGCGGUAUUUUGUGGCCGUUCUGGAAAACAGCUGAAGCGUUGCCACAGCAGCCAGCCAGGCAUGCUGCUGGACAGCUGGUCCCGCAUGGUGAAGAGCCUGAACGUGUCGUCCUCCGUGAACCAGGCAUCCCGUCUCAUUGACGGCAGCGAGCCCUGCUGGCAGUCAUCAGGGUCGCAAGGAAAGCACUGGAUUCGUUUGGAGAUUUUCCCAGAUGUUCUUGUUCAUAGGUUAAAAAUGAUCGUAGAUCCUGCUGACAGUAGCUACAUGCCGUCCCUGGUGGUAGUGUCAGGUGGAAAUUCCCUGAAUAACCUUAUUGAACUAAAGACAAUCAAUAUUAACCCUUCUGACACCACAGUGCCCCUUCUGAAUGACUGCACAGAGUAUCACAGGUAUAUUGAAAUUGCCAUAAAGCAGUGCAGGAGCUCAGGAAUCGAUUGUAAAAUCCAUGGUCUCAUCCUGCUGGGACGGAUCCGGGCAGAGGAGGAAGAUUUGGCUGCAGUUCCUUUCUUAGCUUCAGAUAACGAAGAGGAGGAGGAUGAGAAAGGCAACAGCGGAAGCCUCAUUAGAAAGAAGGCUGCUGGGCUGGAAUCGGCAGCUACGAUAAGAACCAAAGUGUUUGUGUGGGGUCUGAAUGACAAGGACCAGCUGGGCGGGCUGAAAGGCUCCAAGAUAAAGGUUCCUUCGUUCUCUGAGACACUGUCUGCUUUGAAUGUGGUACAGGUGGCUGGUGGUUCUAAAAGUUUGUUUGCAGUGACUGUGGAAGGGAAGGUGUAUGCCUGUGGAGAAGCCACGAAUGGCCGACUGGGGCUGGGCAUUUCCAGCGGGACGGUGCCCAUCCCACGGCAGAUCACAGCUCUCAGCAGCUACGUGGUGAAGAAGGUGGCUGUUCACUCAGGUGGCCGGCACGCGACGGCUUUAACUGUCGAUGGAAAAGUGUUUUCGUGGGGCGAAGGUGACGACGGAAAACUUGGACAUUUCAGCAGAAUGAACUGUGACAAGCCAAGGCUGAUCGAGGCCCUGAAAACCAAGCGAAUCCGAGAUAUCGCCUGUGGGAGCUCGCACAGCGCGGCCCUCACAUCCAGCGGAGAACUGUACACCUGGGGCCUCGGCGAGUACGGCCGGCUGGGACAUGGGGAUAAUACGACCCAGCUAAAGCCCAAAAUGGUGAAAGUCCUUCUUGGUCACAGAGUAAUCCAGGUUGCCUGUGGGAGUAGGGACGCACAGACCCUGGCUCUGACCGACGAAGGUUUGGUAUUUUCCUGGGGUGAUGGUGACUUUGGAAAAUUGGGCCGGGGCGGAAGUGAAGGCUGUAACAUUCCGCAGAACAUUGAGAGACUGAAUGGACAGGGGGUGUGCCAGAUUGAGUGUGGAGCUCAGUUCUCCCUGGCGCUCACCAAGUCUGGAGUGGUGUGGACAUGGGGAAAGGGGGAUUACUUCAGGUUGGGCCAUGGCUCUGACGUGCAUGUGCGGAAACCGCAGGUGGUGGAAGGGCUGAGAGGGAAGAAGAUCGUGCAUGUGGCCGUCGGGGCCCUGCACUGCCUGGCGGUCACGGACUCGGGGCAGGUGUAUGCUUGGGGUGACAAUGACCACGGCCAGCAGGGCAAUGGCACAACCACGGUUAACAGGAAGCCCACACUCGUGCAAGGCUUGGAAGGCCAGAAGAUCACGCGCGUGGCUUGCGGGUCGUCCCACAGUGUGGCGUGGACAACCGUGGAUGUGGCCACGCCCUCUGUCCACGAGCCCGUCCUCUUCCAGACUGCGAGAGACCCUUUAGGUGCUUCCUAUUUAGGCGUGCCUUCAGAUGCCGAUUCUUCUGCUGCCAGUAAUAAAAUAAGUGGUGCAAGUAAUUCUAAGCCGAAUCGCCCUUCUCUUGCCAAGAUUCUCUUGUCACUGGAUGGAAAUCUGGCCAAACAGCAGGCCUUAUCGCAUAUUCUCACAGCGCUGCAAAUCAUGUACGCCAGAGAUGCCGUUGUCGGGGCCCUGAUGCCAGCUGCCAUGAUUGCCCCGGUGGAGUGCCCCUCGUUCUCCUCCGCGGCCCCUUCCGACGCGUCUGCCAUGGCUAGUCCCAUGAAUGGAGAAGAAUGCAUGCUGGCAGUUGAUAUGGAAGACAGGCUGAGUCCAAAUCCAUGGCAAGAAAAGAGAGAGAUUGCUUCCUCUGAGGACGCGGUGACCCCUUCUGCAGUGACUCCAUCGGCCCCCUCAGCCUCCGCCCGGCCGUUUAUCCCAGUGACGGAUGACCUGGGAGCCGCAAGCAUCAUUGCAGAAACCAUGACCAAAACCAAAGAGGAUGUUGAAAGCCAAAAUAAAGCAGCGGGUCUGGAGCCUCAGGCCUUGGAUGAGUUCACCAGUCUGCUGAUUGCGGAUGACACCCGUGUGGUGGUGGACCUGCUCAAGCUGUCGGUGUGCAGCCGGGCCGGGGACAGGGGCAGGGACGUGCUGUCUGCGGUGCUUUCCGGCAUGGGGACUGCCUACCUGCAGGUGGCAGAUAUGCUGUUGGAGCUCUGCGUCACCGAGUUGGAGGACGUGGCCACAGACUCGCAGAGCGGCCGUCUCUCUUCUCAGCCUGUGGUGGUGGAGAGCAGCCACCCUUACACCGACGACACCUCCACCAGCGGCACCGUGAAGAUACCAGGUGCAGAAGGACUCAGGGUGGAAUUUGACCGGCAGUGCUCCACGGAGAGGCGCCACGACCCUCUCACAAUCAUGGACGGCGUCAACAGGAUCGUCUCCGUGCGGUCAGGCCGAGAGUGGUCCGACUGGUCCAGCGAGCUGCGCAUCCCGGGGGAUGAGUUAAAGUGGAAGUUCAUCAGCGAUGGGUCUGUGAAUGGCUGGGGCUGGCGCUUCACCGUCUAUCCCAUCAUGCCAGCUGCUGGCCCUAAGGAACUCCUCUCGGACCGCUGCGUCCUCUCCUGCCCAUCCAUGGACUUGGUGACGUGUCUGUUAGACUUCCGACUCAACCUUGCCUCUAACAGAAGCAUUGUCCCUCGCCUUGCGGCCUCGCUGGCGGCGUGUGCACAGCUGAGUGCCCUAGCCGCCAGUCACAGAAUGUGGGCCCUUCAGAGGUUGAGGAAGCUGCUUACAACUGAAUUUGGGCAGUCAAUUAACAUAAACAGGCUGCUUGGAGAAAAUGAUGGGGAAACAAGAGCUUUGAGUUUUACAGGUAGUGCUCUUGCUGCUUUGGUGAAAGGUCUUCCAGAAGCUUUGCAGAGGCAGUUUGAAUAUGAGGAUCCUAUUGUGAGGGGUGGCAAACAGCUGCUCCACAGCCCAUUCUUUAAGGUACUGGUAGCUCUUGCUUGUGACCUGGAGCUGGACACUCUCCCUUGCUGUGCCGAGACACACAAGUGGGCCUGGUUCCGGAGGUACUGCAUGGCCUCCCGCGUUGCUGUGGCCCUUGACAAAAGAACACCGUUGCCCCGUCUGUUUCUUGAUGAGGUGGCUAAGAAAAUUCGUGAAUUAAUGGCAGACAGCGAAAACAUGGAUGUUCUGCAUGAGAGCCACGACGUUUUUAAAAGAGAGCAAGAUGAGCAGCUUGUGCAGUGGAUGAACAGGCGACCAGAUGACUGGACUCUCUCUGCUGGUGGCAGUGGAACAAUUUAUGGAUGGGGACAUAAUCAUAGGGGCCAGCUCGGGGGCAUUGAAGGUGCAAAAGUCAAAGUUCCCACUCCCUGUGAAGCCCUUGCAACUCUCAGACCCGUGCAGUUAAUCGGAGGGGAGCAGACCCUCUUUGCUGUGACGGCUGAUGGGAAGCUGUAUGCCACUGGGUAUGGUGCAGGUGGCAGACUAGGCAUUGGAGGGACAGAGUCGGUGUCUACCCCAACAUUGCUUGAAUCCAUUCAGCAUGUGUUUAUUAAGAAAGUAGCUGUGAACUCAGGAGGAAAGCACUGCCUUGCCCUGUCUUCAGAAGGAGAAGUUUACUCUUGGGGUGAGGCAGAAGAUGGGAAGCUGGGGCAUGGCAACAGAAGUCCGUGUGACCGCCCUCGUGUCAUUGAGUCUCUGAGAGGAAUUGAAGUGGUCGAUGUUGCUGCUGGUGGAGCCCACAGUGCCUGUGUCACAGCAGCCGGGGACCUCUACACGUGGGGCAAAGGCCGCUACGGCCGGCUGGGGCACAGCGACAGCGAGGACCAGCUGAAGCCGAAGCUGGUGGAGGCGCUGCAGGGCCACCGUGUGGUAGACAUCGCCUGUGGCAGCGGAGACGCCCAGACCCUCUGCCUUACGGACGACGACACUGUCUGGUCCUGGGGGGACGGGGACUACGGCAAGCUUGGCCGAGGAGGCAGCGAUGGCUGUAAAGUGCCAAUGAAGAUUGAUUCUCUUACUGGUCUUGGAGUAGUUAAAGUGGAAUGCGGAUCCCAGUUUUCUGUUGCCCUUACCAAAUCUGGAGCUGUUUAUACCUGGGGCAAAGGCGAUUAUCACAGGUUGGGCCAUGGAUCGGAUGACCAUGUUCGAAGGCCUCGGCAGGUCCAAGGGUUGCAGGGAAAGAAAGUCAUCGCCAUUGCCACUGGCUCCCUGCACUGUGUGUGCUGCACAGAGGACGGUGAGGUUUAUACAUGGGGCGACAAUGAUGAGGGACAGCUGGGAGAUGGAACCACCAACGCCAUCCAGAGGCCUCGGUUGGUAGCUGCCCUUCAGGGUAAGAAGGUCAACCGUGUGGCCUGUGGUUCAGCACAUACCCUCGCCUGGUCGACCAGCAAGCCCGCCAGCGCUGGCAAACUCCCAGCACAGGUCCCCAUGGAGUACAAUCACCUGCAGGAGAUCCCCAUCAUCGCACUGAGGAACCGCCUGCUGCUGCUGCACCACCUCUCCGAGCUCUUCUGUCCCUGCAUCCCCAUGUUCGACCUGGAAGGCUCGCUCGACGAAACUGGACUCGGGCCUUCUGUUGGGUUCGACACCCUGCGAGGAAUUCUGAUAUCCCAGGGAAAGGAGGCAGCUUUCCGAAAAGUAGUGCAAGCAACCAUGGUGCGCGAUCGUCAGCACGGUCCCGUCGUGGAGCUGAACCGCAUCCAGGUCAAACGAUCAAGGAGCAAAGGUGGGCUGGCUGGCCCCGACGGCACCAAGUCUGUCUUUGGGCAGAUGUGUGCUAAGAUGAGCUCCUUUGGUCCCGACAGCCUCCUCCUUCCUCACCGUGUCUGGAAAGUCAAGUUUGUGGGUGAAUCUGUGGAUGACUGUGGGGGUGGCUACAGUGAGUCCAUAGCUGAGAUCUGUGAGGAGCUGCAGAACGGACUCACACCCCUGCUGAUCGUGACACCCAACGGGAGGGAUGAGUCUGGGGCCAACCGAGACUGCUACCUGCUCAGCCCAGCCGCCAGAGCACCUGUGCACAGCAGCAUGUUCCGCUUCCUGGGUGUGCUGCUGGGCAUUGCCAUCCGAACCGGGAGUCCCCUAAGCCUCAACCUCGCUGAACCUGUCUGGAAGCAGCUGGCUGGGAUGAGCCUCACCAUCGCGGACCUCAGUGAGGUUGAUAAAGAUUUUAUUCCUGGACUCAUGUACAUCCGAGACAAUGAAGCCACCUCGGAGGAGUUUGAGGCCAUGAGCCUGCCCUUCACGGUGCCGAGCGCCAGCGGCCAGGACAUCCAGCUGAGCUCCAAGCACACGCACAUCACCCUGGACAACCGCGCGGAGUACGUGCGGCUGGCGAUAAACUACAGACUCCAUGAAUUUGAUGAGCAGGUGGCUGCUGUUCGGGAAGGGAUGGCCCGCGUUGUGCCUGUCCCCCUCCUCUCACUGUUCACCGGCUACGAACUGGAGACGAUGGUGUGUGGCAGCCCUGACAUCCCCCUGCAUCUGCUCAAGUCGGUGGCCACCUACAAAGGCAUCGAGCCUUCCGCAUCGCUGAUCCAGUGGUUCUGGGAGGUGAUGGAGUCCUUCUCCAACACAGAGCGCUCGCUCUUCCUUCGCUUCGUCUGGGGCCGGACGAGGCUGCCCAGGACCAUUGCCGACUUCCGGGGCCGAGACUUCGUCAUCCAGGUGUUGGAUAAAUACAACCCUCCAGACCACUUCCUCCCUGAGUCCUACACCUGUUUCUUCUUGCUGAAGCUGCCCAGAUAUUCCUGCAAGCAGGUGCUGGAGGAGAAGCUCAAGUACGCCAUCCACUUCUGCAAGUCCAUAGACACGGAUGACUAUGCUCGCAUCGCGCUUACAGGAGAGCCGGCCGCCGACGACAGCAGCGAUGAUUCAGAUAACGAGGAUGUCGACUCCUUUGCUUCAGACUCUACGCAAGAUUAUUUAACAGGACACUAAGAUGGGGAAACGUCCUUGUGAAACGAAAGCCUGAGCCAGGCGGCAGAGCGCUCGCUGCUGUGUAGACUGUAGGCUGCCUGGUGUGUCUGAUGAGAAGCGUCUGUCCUCGAGCCAGGCGGGAGGAGGGGGUGGAGAGACUGACUGGCCGUGCUGGGAAUGACAGUGGAAAGGUCCGCCUGUGCGCGUGGAACACCGUGGACGCUCGACUUCCAAGGGUCUUCUCACCCGCAAUGCUGCAUUACAUGUAGGACUGUGUUUACACAGUGUGUAAAUGUUUAUAUAAAUACCGAAUUGCAGCAUCCCCAAAAUGAAUAAAGCCUUUUUACUUGUGGGUGCAAUCGAUUUUUUUCUUUCUCCUUUCUUUCAAGUGUCGUGAGUCGUCUUGAUUGUAUAUUGGAAAUAACUGUGUAACAAAUCAUUAUUAUAAAUAUUUCAAUUAAUUUCACUCUGAAUUUGUUUAUUAAAAGCCUUUUGAACAUGAAAUGAUCAGUAUUACUUGAAUGCAUCCAGAGGAUAUUUAAACCAAAAUGAAAAACCAGAAGGCCAUUUGGUGUCCCCUCUCCCAGGUGUCCCCUUCUAGCAUAUGCAUUAUGUCAUCUGAAUUGAGGCCUUUCUGUGAACAGCAUCAUAACUUCUAUCAUGGAAAGUGUACUAUAUAUAAUGUUUGUGUCAUGUAUAUGCCUAAAUUUUAAUUAUCUAUAAAUAAAACAUCUGUCAUAAAA